CACAAAAGACCGAGAGCUUGGGUUUAGCUAGCGAUAAGGGCUUUCACUAACAACUGGCUCGAAAUUUUGGAGUGAACUGAUCCACCAAAUCCACCAGAGAAUAUCCUCCAUCUUUCCGGCUCGGAUCAUCCAAAUCCAUUCUGUAGCCGGGAUCAGUGGGGAUGGAGGUCAUCCGCGGUCCGGUCCUCCCGCGCUGCGCCGCACCUGCUCUGACCUCCGACGCCAGGAUCGGCAGCCAGCUGCUGAGGCGCGUCCGCAUGCGAAGGAGGGCUUGCGGCGGCGGUGUACUGCAAGGUGACUACUACGGCGUGUCACCCAGGUUCUUGGGCGUCCCCGCCCAGCGGCACAGCAGAAGCGGCUGGCCUGUCUGCUGCAGCUACGGAUCGUCAUCCGACGGCGACGGCACCGCGGCCGCGAAUUUCGACGCGAGCGGCGAGGAAUUCGUUGACUCCAGCAUCAUGGAGGCUGUUGAGCUAAGAACCGUGUCAGAUGGUUUUGUGAUAAAGUUGCGGGACGGAAGAAACCUUAGAUGUGUCCAGAAUAAUCCCCGCGUGCUGAGACUGCGGGAUUCUGCGCCGCACCAUGCUAUUGUGCUCAAGAUGGAAGAUGGAAGUGAUCUUCUGCUUCCCAUUAUUGUCAUGGAGACACCAAGCAUUAUGCUACUGGCUGCCCUUCGGAACAUUCGAAUUCCAAGGCCAACAAUUUAUAAUGUGGUAAAGGAGAUGACCGAGAUGAUGGGAUAUACGGUACGUUUGGUGCGGAUUACAGAAAUGGUGCAUGAUGCUUACCAUUCUCGAUUGUAUCUUUCAAAGAAUGGAAAUGAAGAAGAGAUCAUUAGUUUUGACCUCAAGCCAUCAGAUGCCAUCAACAUUGCUUUCCGGUGCAAGGUUCCUAUACAAGUCAACAAGAGUAUUGCAUACAACAACGGUCUGAAAGUUGUACAACCAAAGCCAACUGGAAGUUACGUGAACUCUGACCAAAUCCAGUACACAAGACUUGACAAGCCUGGUGAUCAGCCUUGCUUUGAAGCCCAGGAGUUUGAUUUGGUCCGCAGUAUGCUGAUUGCUGCUGUUGAAGAGCGUUACAAAGAUGCUGCUCAAUACAGAGAUCAACUCCUCAUGUUCCGGGCAACGAAAAAGAACAGGAUAUAACAGAGCCUGAUGGAGUGAUGGGGGUGUACAGUGACCUUUGCCGGGGAAACAGAAAGCUUUGGCAAACAUCAAGAAGCACUAUGUAAAUACGUACAUAACUAAAGAAUAUAUACCUAACUAAAACAUAAUUACAGUUGCGUUCAGAUAAUAUUUACAAUAGCUGUAAAUUAUUUCCUUAAAUAUUGGUUGUACUUUGACUAGAAAGUGCCAAUAGUUACAUAAUUUGGUUAAGUGAAACAUUAAUCAAAUUGCGUAACUGUUUUGUAGAA
Molecule: messenger RNA, 1420 nt
Organism: Lolium rigidum
Lineage: Eukaryota; Viridiplantae; Streptophyta; Magnoliopsida; Poales; Poaceae
Product: bifunctional nuclease 1-like
Exons: 11
Coding region: 162-1151 (329 amino acids)
Biological process (GO): protein ubiquitination
Cellular component (GO): nucleus; VCB complex
Molecular function (GO): nuclease activity
Source: RefSeq, a predicted model, not a curated record